Molecule: messenger RNA, 1149 nt
Organism: Xyrichtys novacula (pearly razorfish)
Lineage: Eukaryota; Metazoa; Chordata; Actinopteri; Labriformes; Labridae
Source: the annotation of a GenBank genome assembly
AUGGAGCGCCCACACCCCUGUUCCUCCUGUGAGGCUCCUCUCGAGCCAGAUGAUGGCCAUGACCUCUGCCCCAGAUGCCUCGGGGUUGCUCAUCUGAGGGACGCACUCGGUGACGACGCCUGUAUUAAUUGCACCUACAUGCCCUACGCGGUGAGGGCUGCCAGGCUGGCAGAAGUGGAAGAUGAGGGCGAACCCUCAUCAGGCCAGACUAGACGCUUGAAGCGGCGGGCUGAGGCUUCAACCCAGUCUAGGAGGUCUAGCAGCCGGGCGGAGGCCACUACUGAUCAUGCCGCACCUCCUUCAAAGAAGAAAAAGCCUGACCGCAGUCUGACCUCCAAAGUGGAUCAGCUGUCGGCCGAAUUGGCACAGAUAAAGGCUUUGCUGAUGGCCCAGGCCCACCGGCCCGAGUCCCCAUUGGAGGAGGCUCCCACACCACCGAUGCCACAUCUAGACCGGGAAGAGGAUGCUCUUUCCCUGGCAGCGUCGGCCACACAUUUCUGCGAGUUUGAGGAAGAUGGAGAAAGCAGUACCUCCCGGACCUCAAUGGGCUCCCGCUCCUCAAGCUACAGCUCACUGGCUGUGACAGAGGACUCCUCUAUGCGCGACAUACUGCGCACGGCCCUGGAGCAGCUGAAUGUGGCAGCGCCACAGCACGCCAGAUCAGCUCCUGCAAGCGCCUUUUUCAGGCGCAGGCCGCCUCCUACAUCCUCUACCGUCUCUCACUCAGAGGACUUUCUGAGGGAGCUACAGGCCAGCUGGAUAGACUCAAAGGCUGGCUCCAGUCUGUCAGCCGAUGCCCAGGCCCUGGCGGCGAUGCACGACGCAACAUCAGUGGGUCUGGACAAAAUGCCAGCUAUCGAGCCGGGGAUCGCAUCACUCAUUGUGUCACCAGAUGAGUCGCUGUGUCAGGACGCAAGGUGCCCUCGGCCCCAGUGCAGGCAGACAGAUGACCUUUUAGUCAGAGCCUAUGACUCGGGGGCACGUGCUGGUCGCAUCGGCAACUCUCUGUCACACCUGAUGUUGGCCCUCUCAGCUUCCCGCAUGGGGACGAUGCAGGUCCAGGAGGCAAAGCAGACGGGGAAGCCGGAGACAGCAGUAACUUCUGCGAUGCGGCCUUGGAGGCCUUUGGCCACAUGUCACGGGAGCUAG